Messenger RNA from Neoarius graeffei (lesser salmon catfish), 1616 nucleotides. It is a transcript of the gene nsmce4a, whose product is annotated as NSE4 homolog A, SMC5-SMC6 complex component. NCBI's taxonomy places the organism in Eukaryota, Metazoa, Chordata, Actinopteri, Siluriformes, Ariidae. The record is from RefSeq and is a predicted model, not a curated record. Gene Ontology annotation, biological process: DNA repair. Gene Ontology annotation, cellular component: nucleus; Smc5-Smc6 complex. The transcript is spliced from 11 exons. The coding region runs from base 319 to 1383 and encodes 354 amino acids.
UGAUUAGCUACUGUAUACUGAACUAUAUUAUAAAUCAUGAUGGCGAUGUACAGUGAGGAGGGAUUUUAAUGUUGUGAUAAACGUUUUAGUAGCCUGAGUGUUCUUCAAAUGCGUUUAGUUUGUUAGUUAGUUUGUUUAUAGCUAGCUGUCAGCACAGACGCCAGGAGGAAUGAUUUUGGAUAAUUAGCCACAGCUUAAACUCCACAAAGAAGCUAACUAACGACAGCUGGAGUUUAAAAGCCCAAAACCGGAGCAAUUUGAGGACGUACAAUCCCAAACAGAAAUAUUUCCACGCUUUCUAAGAGGGCCUUGUUGAAGAUGUCCGAUUCGAGACGGAGGGUCAGUAGAGGCAGUCAGGAGGAGGCUGCUGGUCAUGGUAAUGGAGUGGGUGGGCGCAGUAGACCAGAAAGAUCAGCAGACACGGGUGAAGAUGAUGAGGGUGCAGGUCCUUCAGGGAUUCAUGAGGAAGAUGACGAUCCUGCCAAGCGGCGGGAGAUCAGAAGCCAGUACAGGGAUCUUAUUAACUCUGUUCAACAAAACCGUGAGGACAUGCUGAAUCCUGCCAACAAUAAACUGUUUGAUGUGUUAGAGGAGGCCAACAAACUGUUUGUUAAUGUCAGGCAGGCUCGAGAGGCUGCACUGGAUGCACAGCUGCUUGUCCUCGCCACAGACCUGGGGAGAGAAAAGGCCAGCCAGCUGCAUGCUGAGGGCUCAGCUUUUGAUCCAUCUGCGUUUGCAGAGCAUUUGCUGUCCUUCAUGGGACUCAAUCGCUUAGAAGAGGAAGAGGAUGGUGAUGCCGGGAUGGAUGGGUAUAUGCCUCCAGAUGCCUGGCAACGACUUUCCAAAAGAGCACAAUAUUGCUUCAGAACAGCCCCUUCAUUCCAUUACAUGUUCGGCUCAUUUUUGGCUGAGCCACCACCACCACGGCAGCGGGUUGAGCGGCAAAGGAAAGCUCCCAGCAAAGAAGCAAAACAAAUCAUGCCCACUCAGCUAAAGAAAAUGGAAGAAUCACAUCAGGAAGCUACAGAGAAAGAAGUGGAGAGGAUUUUUGAGUGCCUUCAGCGUUACUUUGCUGAUGACCCACAUUCCCCUAUAUUGUAUUACGAGUUUGUUGUUGACCCUACCUCCUUUUCCCGGACAGUGGAGAACAUUUUCCACACCUCGUUUCUUAUCAGGGACGGCCUGGCAAGGAUUCAUCUAAACAGUGACAAACUUCCUUGUAUAGCUCCAGUUGAAGAGGGUGAGUUAGACCCUGGUGGUGCCAACACUCGUCAUCAGUGUGUCAUCUCGAUCAGUCCAGCUAGCUGGAGGGAGAUCAUUAAGGCCUUUGAUAUAAAGGAGGCUUUGAUUCCCACUCCAAAAGUGUUGUCACAAGAAGGCUGAUUUUAAAAAAUAAUAAUAAAUUAAACAGAUAAAUUAAACAAAAAUACUUAGAAAUGUGUUCAUAUUUUUUUGUAACUUUUUCUAGAAAGUGAUUUUAGCUUUAUUUACAAUUUUUAAGUGUAUAUGACGUAUGUAAAAUGCACUGAGGAUCAAAUUGGAGCUUAAUAAUGUAAGAAACCUAUAUGUUCCAAUGUUAAUAUUGUGAAAUAAAUUUGCAGUCUUUAAAACCACAA